AUGAGGGACAAAAUGAGCCUUUCGCCGGAAGAUUUGAAGCAGAUCAUCAUCGGAGACAAAGUUCCAGCGAAGCCAAAAGUGGCUAGAAUCAUAUGCUGGAAGGGUGGCCAAACCCGCAAACAAGUAUAUUCGAUGGAAUUUGCUGUUCACUUUCUUGAUAUUCUUCUCCAUUUCUUCGUCAGUGUGGGUUCCGGCCAUUCCCGGCUUAACGACUUCGCCUUGGAGAUUGUCACCAUAGUUUGCAUAAUUCUUCACUUAUUAUGGAUGGUCGCUGUCUUCAACGCAUUGCGAUACACAUGGCGCCUACGGCGAUUUGCCUCACACAAGAUCGAUCUCAGCAAGGUCUGA
Molecule: messenger RNA, 348 nt
Organism: Ostertagia ostertagi
Lineage: Eukaryota; Metazoa; Nematoda; Chromadorea; Rhabditida; Trichostrongylidae
Source: the annotation of a GenBank genome assembly